GGGGGAAUGUAAUGCUCUGGAAAGGAGCUGGAGGAGAUGAGCAGGCAGCAGCAUCACAGCAGAUGCUCUGCAUGGUAGGGAUGGAGCCUGGCUUGUUGUCAGCAGGCAGAAGUUGCCUUUUCUCAGCUCUGUCUUGGCUGAGCACUGCACGGGGUGCAGAAAUAGAGAAAUCACAGCACAACUGGUACCGCAGACAGGGGAUGAUGGUGCAGAAGGAGUGCAUGGCUUUGCUCUGAAACUCAGGUGCCAGGAAGCCAAUGUGGGCUUAACACAGAGUGCCUUGGUUUGGUGGUAGACAUGAAGUCCUACCUUAGAGAAAUUCUUUCCCUGAUAUCAUCUUUCUGCUAAGUCAGGGGUUGAGAGCCCUCAGCUAUCCAGGCUAGUGAUUUUCCCCUCCCAGCACUUUGCAGAGCGCCCAGAGAACAUGGAUUUGCUUUUGUAGCCCCAGAAGGCACUCAAAGCCCAUGGGAGGGGAAGGGGCAGCAGCAUGGAGGAGACAAGGGCUCCUGGCUGCUCCUCUGCCUGCUGGGGGGGGUAGGCAAGAAGAGCUCUGCAGAUGGAGCCUGGUCUCCAUGGCAGCCCACAGCUCCAGAUCUAAAUUCUUCCCUGUCCAUGGAGAAGAUGCUUCUCCUCCAUGUGCUCCGGGGGGGCUGCAGCAGAGUCUCAGUUUGGAACAGGGAGGGAAUUGGUUAUUUAAGGGAAUGGGAGAAAACCUUGGUGCUCCCACCUUGGUACAACCCAUAGGGCAACAGACAUCCCAUCACUCACUCAUGCCAUACCCAUGAUUGGGGGUGGGGGGGGCAGAGGAAGAUGCAUGCAGAGCUCAUGGAACGGAAAGCCAGGAGGAGCCGUAUUUAGGGCACAGCUCUGGUUACGUGAAGCUUUCGCUAUUUCUGGCUGCAUCUUUUGCAUCAAUGAGAUCCUGGGGAAAAAAAAAUAAAAGAAGCUCAAGGAAGACGUGCGGGACAGACACUGCGCUGAGCUGUAGGGAUGGAAGGACAGCAUUCUGCACAUCCCAACCACGCUCAGGGGCACCUGCCAGGCGAGGCAGCCCAUUGCCAGCCCCCCCUUUUUUUGGGUGCUCCCCCCUCUAUCCUCACACCCUGCCAGAUUGUGUUUUACAGGGUCGGAAAUAGAUGCGUGAGAAGGGGCCUCGCAGAUCCCAAGUGAAAGCCAUGCUCAGCUGUCACCCACCCCAGCACCAGCUGCCAGCCCCAGACUGUUCCCAAAAUAAGCAGCCCACAGCUCUAGGGCACGACGUGGUCGAUUCCCACCUGCCAACCCUACAGACCCUCUCAGCUCCCAUCCUGGGGCUGCAAAAUCAGAGCUCAAUAGAGGAAUCCUGGGUGUCACCAGACCUGAGCAUUUCUGCAUUUCCAAUUAGCAGGGCUUUAAUUGCAGCGUUGGUUGCUUGUUAGCAGGAAAAGCCAGAUGCUCUUAGGAGUGAAGUGAGCUGAAAGGAUCUUUCUCCCCACCCAAGGAAUAUUUAAGUGUGUCUCAUGCAAACACAUUUCCAUUGUGCUGGGAACAUGACUGUGAGGACAUCUGGGUGCUGCUUGGAUGCUGAUUCACCAGGUGCCAGGGUCUAUCCACUAUGGGAGCAGGGCAAAGCUGGAACAGCUCAGGGUGCUCUUGUGUAGCAUAUGUGGGGCUCUUUCUGCACAGCCAGGUGAAGGUUGGGAGAUGGAGCUCCACCAUAAGCUCACAUAGCAACCCUACAGGGCAGUGCAUCCCUGAGCUGGGGGGCACUGAGUGCAGUGUGUUAUAGGGCAGUCCCUUUGGGAAUCAUCUCCUUUGGGCACCAGAAAUCACAGCUUCUCCUGAAUAUAACAGCCUGCUGUGGCCAUCCAGCACCAAGUGCUCAUGGUUGGUCUUGCUCUGAAGUCCCUCUUGGGUUGGAGAGGCAAAAAACAUGAUCUGUCACUUCUGUAGCCCACGUAGCAGCAUGUGCUAUUAGCGUAGGCGAACUGUCCAGUAAGCAUUAGCAGCGCAGAAAGCACAAGGCUCUGCAGGAAUGCAGACACUUGAAGUCCAGGCUUUGCUGACUUGUAUUUCUGCAGGUUGUGCAAUCAUCCGCAGCAGUGCAGGAGCCUCUCCCUGCCUCCAGCAGGGUUUCUGCACAGGGAAAUACAUCGGCUUCCCCACAGAGGGAUCAGACGGAGUGAGAGGAGGCAUUGCGCAGCGGGUGUUGAGUCAAUAUCCUCUCCAGCUCUCUGUGCCAAUAUGAUUCAUUGUUAAUUCAAGAAAUUCCUCUUACCUAGUACCGGGUUCCCUAAUCGUGGCUUAAUCCAGGCGCCUCAAUGCCACCUACAUCAUCACACCAACGCCCAUUAAGGCCACUUGUGGGCUCACCCCAGGGUCAGGACCAGGCUGCACGCUACACAGGUGCCUGCAGCUCCUUCUGCUUUUCCCAAUGCUGAUGAAAUAAAGAGCACCCAAGACAUUCUGCAGGACCUGGGUGCAAGUCAGCAGCACUUGGUGCUGCCAAUGAGCUCCAAAGUGGGUCUGGAUGUCUUUGUAGUUGCUCAAUGCAACAAACCAGGAGCCCAGCUGCCAGGGGACACUGGCACAGCACAGGCUAUGGCUGCUGCUCUGGCAUUGAGCCCACCAAACCCUCUGCCAAAGGCACUGCUGCCUCCUCUAACAAGCACCAGUCAGAGGGGGGGGUGUGAAUUCUCCCAGUGUUCAUUGAAAUAACAUUAAGUGUGAUGGACUCCUGGGCUAUUAGAGUGGAUGUAACAUGUAAUUGAGGCUGGUUAUUCUUCAUCUGGAGUGUCCCCCUUCACUAAUGGCAAAUCAAGGCAGAACACAUGGCGCGCGCUUUGUGAGCCCCGCUGCAAUUCACUCGCUGCCUCCGAUCAAAAUGAUCCCAAUGAAUGUCAAUGAAUGAGCAGAGGGGACAAUGAAUUAGAGUGAAUGAAAGCCUUGUCGUUGGGGCCCUUUGCCAGCACCGAGCCACAAUGCAGCACCGCAAGGACAGCGCCUGCCUGGGCGGUGUUGAGUUCAUUCCCAUUAGGGAGAUGAGGGUGAGGAUCACGGGGUGGGGGCAAGGUCGGUGCUGCUGAUGGGGCUCUCCAGGCCUUAUAGCUGCCAUUUCCAUGGGGACCAAAGUGAGGGGGGUUGGAGGAGCUGGAAAUGAGGAGUUGGGUUGGGUAUAGGCACAGUAUGCUCACCCCAUGGAUGCUCACACAUGGACUGUCCGUAUCCUCAGUCCUGUGUUUGCUAGCACUGAAAUCCAAACCAUUCGAUCCCAGUUUUCAUUCCAGAUCUCAAUCCCAGCCCAGUGAGAUUGUUGCUCUCCAAGUUCUGGAUUAAGCCACCUCUUCAUUAAGUCGUUAACCAGAUGCUGCAGGCAGCACAUGCAUUGCUUUCCACCAUAGAAAUGCCCAUGUUUCCCCCUAGGGCCACAUUCUUUGUGUCUCAAAAGACCCAGAUCAUUGAGCAAAACGUGGGCACAUCACCUGGCAGUCAUUGAGGGAAAAAGGAAGGAUGCUGCUCCCAGAUCUGGGCUCUUGGCAGCUGCUGCUGCUGCUGCUCCUGUGCUAUCCGUGCACCUCCCAACAAACACCGAAAUGUGUGGGCGCAUCUGCACAGAAAUGAUGAAUAAUAAUGUGAGAGGGGAAAAAAGAGUGGGCGAGAGGGUGCAGGGGAGAAGGAAGAGCUCAGAUACCGGAGGGGAAGAACAGGAUCAGCAAGGAGGGAGCGAUGCUGCAAAGCCUGGAUAGGAAGGAAGGCUCUCACUAAGGUGAGAGAAAGCAGCUGCCCGUGAAAGCUUUGCAGGGAAGAAGGAAAGGCUUCAAAGCAGCUGCACUGCCAGGAAGAUAAGAUUAAAUUCCUGCAAUGUGCAGGGAGAGCUGCCCUCCUGCGCGUGAUCACGGGGCAGGCAUGAUUGGAUUUUAGAAGGAAUGCAACAUGCCAUUCAUUUUUUUUCCCCUCUUUCUGCAAAAAUCAGCCCCAGUUCAUCCUAUCUGGGCAGCCUGCACUGCUCACAGCACCACAAACCCCUGCAUGCAGCACUGCAGCUGCUGAGCAUGGCAUGGGAUGUGCAUGGUCUCCUGUAGGGUGGUGCUCUGAGCACCACUCUGACCCUCGCUGCUGUGCUCCCAUCCCGCUGCUUGCAGAACCUUUUCCUUCCUGCUCACGCUGCGUGCUGAAUGCCAACACCUCCACAGCUUUCAAAUUAAAUCGACAGAGGGAAGGGGAAGAAAAAAAGCCUUGCCCAACCCUCCCAGGCACGCGUGGGUUGGAUGGAAACACCUCCUGCCAAAGGGGCUGGAAAGUCCCAGCUCUCCCUCCCCAGCUGCAGGCACCCACAAAUCCAUGCAGAUACACACACGGUGCUGUUAUCCCCUUCCCUGCAGCGAUACCUCCUCCACCGUUGUGCCUCUCACCCUGUUAAAAUGAAUGAACCCAAACUCAUGGAUCACUUCCAGUGUAUCAGCAUCCAGACGGGCUGCUGGCUCACUUCUCUUAAUCUCCCCCCCCAAAAAAAAUGGAUUUAGGGAUUAAAGCGGAUCUUCUGGCUUGCUGGGACUUUGGUUUGACACUUAAUCAAUGCGAGUCCUUGGGGUAAAGAGGAAAAGCAAAGAAAUCAAGCUGUGAGGGAUGGGUACAGGCUGCAGUUAUUGAGCUCAGGGUGCAGAGAAGCCCGACAGAGAGUCAGAACAUGAUAAAACAUGGGGAUAAAACAUUGGAUCAGCUCAUGCCAGGAAGGCAGUGAGGGUGCCCCAGUGCUCUGCACUAUGGGCAACCCAGAGCAAAGCCAAACUGUACAGCACCCACAGCACCAAGCACGGAAGCGUGCAGCAGGUUGCAUGCAGCAGGUUGCAUGCAGAGCAGAGCAUGCUGCUUCCAAUUGCUCACGCUCCCUGAGUGACUCAGCCAUCAAACAAUUCCUCUUUCUUCUGACAUCUUGCUGUGCAACCCAAAUUUAGCUCACUUUGGUUAUGCUCUCAUACCCGCCCACCAGCAGCUUGUCCCCUUUCUCCCCACCUCACCCUUUAAUUCCCCCAUGGAAGGCACAUCUCCGUGAUCACCCAAGCAUUGCGAGGGCCCCCAGGAAUCAGGAUUUGAUCCUUUUUUGCUUUUUCCCUCCCUUAGCAAAGGGAAUUAGUGCACUACAUACCUCCGAACCCUAAUCGCAAUGCUCAGCACACACACAAUGCCUCUUAUCUUCUUAAGUGCUACACCGACAUUAAGCGUAAUUAAGCCUCCAAGCAUCCCAUUUCAGGUGGGUUAAGAGGAGCACUGAAAAUUGAAGAGGAAUCAGGGAGAACGGGGUGAUGAAGCACCCUCAUGUGGGGGAUGCCAUUUGUAUGACCCUUUCCAUGCUGUCAAUGUUGCACCUCCAGGAGUAGCUCCCAGCUCUGGGUUCACGACUGCAUCCCACCUCCAUCCCGUCGUGCUCACUCUGCUCAUUGCCUCCCAUAGGAUUGCAGCUCCAGCACACGGCAAGGGCUCUGCUAUGAUCACAGCCAGCGUGCCACCUGCCUGGCAGCAGCAUGGGCAGUGUCAGUAGUCUCAUCUCUGGCCACAGCUUCCACAGCAAGCACUGCCGUGCCUCGCAGUACAAGCUUCGUAAGUCAUCCCAUCUGAAGAAGCUCAACAGGUACUCGGACGGGCUGCUCCGCUUUGGCUUCUCCCAGGAAUCCGGUCACAAAUCAGGCUCUAAAAGCAGCAAGAAUGAGGACUUCUUUUACAUCAAGGUCAGCCAGAAGACACCCGGCCCCCACCGCACGGACUACACGGCGCUGGGCAGCACGGAGCUGGGCCAGGCUGGGAGCAGCGGGGUGGACUUUGGGACACCCACACCGCAGAAGCUGAUACCUUUCCCAAGCCAGCUAGAAGUGGGUGUGGAGAAACCCACAGCACGACCCACCGCCUUCAAGCCAGUACUGCCCCGCUCCGGUGCUGUCCUCCAUUCAUCCCCAGAGAAUGGAGUUCACCUCCCCACACAGCUUCACCCCCUGGACAAAGGCAAGGAGCAGGAGCUGAAGCCGGUGCUGUGCUCAGGAGGGCUGUCUGACUCAGGCAGGAACUCCAUGUCCAGCCUGCCCACCCAUAGCACCAGCAGCAGCUAUCAGCUGGACCCCAUCGUCACCCCCGUGGGGCCCAUUAGCCGCUUUGGGGGCUCUGCACACAACAUCAUGCAAUGUGCCAUCAUCCAGGACAGCAACAUGAUGAGCCUCAAGGCCAUGUCCUUCUCUGACGGUGGCAACAAGAUCCUCAACCCUGGCAAAGCCCCCCAGCACCGUGCCAACGAGAAGACAGCUUGCAUCCGCUCACCCAUCUCCACCGAUGAGUCCACCAUCCAGGAGCUGGAGCAGAAGCUGCUGGAGAGGGAAGGAGAGCUGCAGGAGCUUCAGCUGAGCUUCGAGGAGAAGGAAGCCAGCUCCUGCCAGGUGUAUGAGGAGAAGCAGAGGCGCUGCAAGGAAGAGCUGGAGGGGCUGAAGCAGAAGUGCAACAGCAAACUGAAGCAGAGCUCGCAGAAAACCCAGCGCACGCAGCAGGUCCUCCACCUGCAGGUGUUCCAGCUGCAGCAGGAGAAGCAGCAGCUGCGGGAGGAGCUGGAGAACCUCAUGAAGGAGCAAAAUUUGCUGGAGACAAAGCUGAGGUCCUAUGAGAAGGAGAAGACCAGCUUUGCACCAGCGCUGGAGGAGACCCAAUGGGAGGUGUGCCAGAAGUCGGGGGAGAUCUCCCUGCUGAAGCAGCAGCUGAAGGAAUCCCAGACCGAGCUCACCACCAAAACCACUGAGAUCCUCAGCCUGAAGGCACAGCUGAAGGACGUGAGGGCCAAGAUGGAAGGGCUGGAGAUGAAGACCCAGGACCUGGAGGGCUCCCUGCGCACCAAAGCCAUGGAACUGGAGGUGUGUGAGAACGAGCUGCAGCGCAAGAAGAACGAGUCUGAGCUGCUGAGGGAGAAGGUCAACCUGUUGGAGCAGGAGAUAGUGGAGCUGAGGGCAGAGAUGGCCUUGCUCCGGGCACAGCUGAGCGAUGCCACCCGGCCCAGUGAGGUGCAGGCACUGCAGGGUGAGGUGGAAAGGCUGCGGGCUGAGCUGCAAGCUGAGCGGGACAGCAAUGAGCAGAUGAGCUCCAGCUUCCAGCAGGAGAGGCAGACUUGGAGGGAGGAGAAGGAGAAGGUGAUCCACUACCAGAAGCAGUUGCAGCAGAGCUACCUGCACAUGUACAAGAGGAACCAGAACCUGGAGAAGAUGCUGCAGCAGCUCGCAGCGGGGGAGGAUGGCAAGGAGCCCAUUGAGCUGGACAUCCCUGGAGCUGAUGUGCCCUAUGAGGAUAUCAUCGCCACCGAGAUCUGACCCCACUCCUCUUCCUGUACUGUUUGAUGAGCCAUGUAUUUAUUAGAGGAGCCGGUGCCCGGCCAGCUCCUCGCUGCUGCCUGUUGUGUUCAAGGCCAACAAGCCACUCGUGCCAAUGGUGAUGUCCUGCAGCCCCCCCUCCUGUCCCCCUAACCCUUGUAGGACCAGCAAUGAGGGCAAACAGGGACUGGGACUCGGGCAAAUGCUCGGUAAUGGGAUGAUGCCCUUGGCCCCAGCUCCCUGCUGCAGCCUGGACAGGGCACGGAGCUGCUCUCUCCUGUUAUUUAUGGCCCCCACACGACCCACUCCAGCCCUUCAGCUCCUGCAGUGCCUCGGGGAGGACCCUGCACACAUGCACUACUUCACACCCAUGGGAGAGACCCUCGGUACGCAGGGAUGGUGCCUUCCAGCUCCAGGGAGCAGAGGUUGGGAUGACCCAGACAUCAGGAGGGGAUAUUUAUUUUAUACAGAAGAUCCAGAGUUAAUGUUUCCUGCCUCCUCCCUGUCGUUUUAGAAUCACAGCAACCAAAAAUGCAUUUCUUUCCCCAUUCUCCCAUCACAGCAGUCACGUAGCCCCAGGUUGAGCCAGCAUCCGGCACCAAGCCCCCCACCCCAUUACCAGCACCCACAUCCCACCUCCCCCCACAACGAGCAGGACAAGCUUCUCCCUUCCUGCCACAAAGCACAGGGGCACUCCCAGCACAACCCAACACCCCUCACCCACAGAUGUGACCCACAGAAACCAGUCUGUGCCUUCUGCACCGCUCAGCAACCACCACGUCCCCACCAAGCCCAUAGCUGAGCCCCAAGGCUGCAGAUCAGGGACCCACACCCGAGCCAGGAGCCCCUUCCUUCCCUAUGGGCUCCCCACCACAGGAGCAGAGCUCAGCCUCCCCAGCCCCACUUUUACCCCCCACCACCCCAACCUCUCAUCCCCAGCAGCCAAUGCUGUAUGAUGUGAUCGCCCAGAGGUGCCCACUGCUGCCUUUGCACAAUGCUGUGUGUGACCGUGCGCAUUGCAGGUGUGUGAGAUGUGUGAGCUGGUGGCCGGCCGGCCACAGCCUGUACAGAUAAUUAUUAUUUUUCUGCAGGUUAUUAUUUUUUUUUUGUUGGUUCUUUUUUUUUUUGAUGUUCUUUCCAGUGACUGAUGUAAACUACUGGUUAAUUUUAUGGUUUUAAUUUAUAAAUAAAUUGGUUUUUUUUAAAACUCAAUUCUGUGCUCUGCAGGCAGCAGUCAGAACAUUUCCACCACGUCUCUGGGUUGCACAUCA
Coturnix japonica (Japanese quail) is the source of this 8587-nucleotide messenger RNA. Lineage: Eukaryota; Metazoa; Chordata; Aves; Galliformes; Phasianidae. The record is from RefSeq and is a predicted model, not a curated record.